This is a messenger RNA of Vidua chalybeata, 1228 nucleotides long. It is a transcript of the gene GLRX3, whose product is annotated as glutaredoxin 3. Lineage: Eukaryota; Metazoa; Chordata; Aves; Passeriformes; Viduidae. The record is from RefSeq and is a predicted model, not a curated record. Bases 74 to 1039 code for a protein of 321 amino acids. The transcript has 11 exons.
CGGACGCACGUGACGCGGGCGCCGCCACGUGACCCCCGCCGGCGACACCACGUGUCCCUCGCUCGGCCCGGCCAUGGCGGGCGCGGUGGCGGCCGCGGGCUCCGCUGAGCAGUUCCAGAAGCUGCUGCAGAGCCCGGACAGGUCCCUGGUGGUGGUGCACUUCUGGGCGCCGUGGGCUCCGCAGUGCGCGCAGAUGAACGAGGUGAUGGCAGCGCUGGCGCGGGAGCACAGCCAGGUCACCUUCGUGCAGCUGGAAGCCGAGGCUGUGCCUGAAGUGUCUGAAAAAUAUGGAAUUAGUUCUGUUCCAACGUUCUUGUUCUUUAAGAACUCGCAGAAGGUGGACAGGCUGGACGGAGCGCACGCGCCCGAGCUGACGCAGAAGGUGCAGCGGCACGCGGCCGGCGCCGCCGCCCCCGCGCAGGAGCAGCUGCACGCCCGCCUCGGGCGGCUCGUCAACGCUGCCCCCUGCAUGCUCUUCAUGAAGGGCUCCCCCAAGGAGCCCCGCUGCGGCUUCAGCCGGCAGAUGGUGGAGAUCCUGCAGCGGCACGGCGUGGCCUUCAGCUCCUUCGACGUCUUCUCGGACGAGGAGGUGCGCCAGGGCCUCAAAGCCUUCUCCAACUGGCCCACCUACCCCCAGCUCUACGUGGCUGGGGAGCUCAUCGGGGGCCUGGACGUCGUCAAGGAGCUGGAGGCGUCGGGAGAGCUGGACACGAUCUGCCCGAAGGGCCAGAAGCUGGAGGACAGGCUUAAAUCCUUGAUAAACAAAGCUCCUGUGAUGCUCUUUAUGAAGGGAAACAAACAGAUGGCAAAAUGUGGCUUCAGCAAGCAAAUCCUAGAAAUCAUGAAUAACAGCGGCGUGGAUUACGAGACCUUUGACAUCCUGGAGGACGAGGAGGUGCGCCAGGGGCUGAAAUCCUUUUCCAACUGGCCCACGUACCCCCAGCUGUACGUGAAGGGGGAGCUGGUGGGGGGGCUGGACAUUGUCAAGGAGCUGAAGGAAAGUGGGGAACUGCUGCCUGUGCUGAAGGGGGAGAAUUAAUGGGGAGGACAUCAGUGGGAAGAGAAAUCCCUGGAACAGUUCGAGAUUCUCCUGGAGAAACAGACAACUUCAGCCCUGAGGAGCGUCAGGAGGGGAAGCAGACAGGAAAUAAAAAUAAAUAUUCUCUGUAUGAAAAAAGGGGUUUCACUGGGGACACAACAAGGUCAAUUAAAAUUCACUGCUCCAGGA